GCCGCCCCGCCCCAGCCCCGGCGCGCGCUCCUCCUCCCUCCUCCCCCCAGUCCGCGCAUCCGGCACGCACGCACGGCACACUCGCCUCCCCAUUCCUUCCCCCCUCCCCCCUCCCCCCUCUCCUCCUCUUCAAAGACCACCACUCCUCCCUCCCUCCCCCGACGCCCACCCCGAGGCCAGGCCAGGGAUCCCGAAUGCAAUCGCGGGCCGCAGUCGCCUAGCCGCCGCGAGGGCUCCACAGCGCGAUCGAGGAGGGAGGGGGCUCCGCAGGCGAGGGCUAGCUGCGUGGCGCGUGCGCCGGGGUUGGAUGAGAAGGGCGAGGGCGGCGGCGGCGGAGGAGGAUGCGGAAGGCGUACAGGGACUCCCUCAAGGUGCUCGAAGCUGACAUCCAGCACGCCAACACCCUGGCGACUGAAUUUCCGCGGGAGUACGAUGGGGCGUGCCUGCAGAUGCGGCUGUCGUUUAGCCCCGCCGCGCACAUAUUCCUCUUCCUGGUGCAGUGGACGGACUGCAGCCUCGCUGGGGCUCUCGGAUUGAUGAGGAUCCUCAUAUACAAGGUCUACGUCGAUGGCACAACCACCAUGUCGACCCAUGAGAGGAAAGCCAGCAUCAAGGAAUUCUAUGCUGUAAUAUUUCCUUCUUUGCUGCAACUGCAAAGAGGGAUCACUGAUAUGGAGGACAAGAAGCAGAAGGCCGUGUGUAUGGAGAGGUACAGAAGGAGAGAUGAAGACGAAACAAGCAGCUUAUCUGAUGUUGAUGCUGAGAGGGAGGAGGAAUGUGGGAUCUGCAUGGAGAUGAACAGCAAAGUUGUGUUGCCCAACUGCACACAUGCGAUGUGUCUCAGAUGCUAUCAGGACUGGAACUCGAGGUCACAGUCCUGCCCAUUCUGCCGCGACAACUUGAAGAAGACUGACCCUGGUGACUUGUGGAUUUACGUCGAGGACGACGACGUGGUCGACAUGGAGACGGUAUCAAGAGAGAACCUCAGACGGCUGUUCAUGUACAUAAACAAGCUCCCUCUGAUCGUGCCUGAUGUCAUCUUCAGUGUCUACGAUUCCCACAUAAAAUGAAUGGUGCGGCACUCCCCUUAUCAAGGUCCUCAGCCAAGUGCCCAGCUCCUUUUAAUCUAUUUGGGAAGCUCCCCCAAGCUCUCUGGUUUCCAUGCCUGUACCCAAGCCCUUCGAAGUGCCUGAACUGUCGCAUUUGUAGUCGCAAACCUUUUGUUUGUGCUUUAGAUCUUAUUUAGUGCGUACCUGCAUGCUUAAGCUAAGCAUAUCCAGCCAGUUUGUAUAUAUCUCACAUGGCUCUGUUAGUAGAGAACUGUAGCUGGCCCCAAAUGGAGGCGGUGCUGUUUAAUAUCCUCCCAUGUUUCCCCCCUUUGUAUAACUGUCUUCAGGUUUGAGCACUGAAGCUGGUACUUGUUUCUUAAGAUUAUUCUUCGCAGUUUGCAUCUGUAA
Messenger RNA from Triticum urartu, 1457 nucleotides. RefSeq names its product E3 ubiquitin-protein ligase AIRP2. The record is from RefSeq and is a predicted model, not a curated record. NCBI's taxonomy places the organism in Eukaryota, Viridiplantae, Streptophyta, Magnoliopsida, Poales, Poaceae. Gene Ontology annotation, molecular function: ubiquitin protein ligase activity. Gene Ontology annotation, biological process: protein ubiquitination.